Messenger RNA from Morus notabilis, 1754 nucleotides. Its product is annotated as allantoate deiminase 2. Lineage: Eukaryota; Viridiplantae; Streptophyta; Magnoliopsida; Rosales; Moraceae. Bases 170 to 1618 code for a protein of 482 amino acids. The record is from RefSeq and is a predicted model, not a curated record. Gene Ontology annotation, molecular function: hydrolase activity, acting on carbon-nitrogen (but not peptide) bonds, in linear amidines. The transcript has 12 exons.
AACAAAUAAUAAUUUAUUAGCCAUAGUUUUUGUUUUAUUUUAGCUUUAGGCUUUUAAGGCUUUUAGCCACGAAUACGAGACGACGGCAAGGUUGCGGUGCCUGCUCUGCCUGAAUCUCCUCUCAAAGGCUUUGCAAGUUCUGCUCUUGUCCUCGUCUCUGUCUCUCUCUAUGCCAAUGCGAAUGCCAUUGCCAAAGCCAUUUUCUUAUUCAAUACUUCUUCUUCUUUUGUUCUCUUUUCUAUCCACCACUAUAUCCACCUCUUUUGAUUUCCAAUCAUCUGGAAACGAUUUGAAGGAUGUGUAUCCGGAGAUCCUAAGGGAUGAAGCAGUGGCAAGGCUUCAACAGCUUGGACAGAUUAGUGAUGCUGAAGGAUAUCUCGAGAGGACUUUCUUGAGCUCAGCUUCUGUGAAGGCAGGAAAUCUUAUUCGUGGAUGGAUGGAGGACGCGGGUUUGAGAACGUGGGUUGACUCUUUGGGCAACAUACAUGGUCGGGUUGAGGGAAGGAAUGCGAGUGCUGAGGCUUUGAUAAUUGGCUCUCAUUUGGAUACUGUUGUUGAUGCUGGGAUUUUUGAUGGAUCAUUAGGAAUCAUCUCUGCAUUAGCUGCACUGAAGGUUUUGCAUGUCAAUGGGAAGUUGAGAACACGCAAGCGGCCAGUUGAGGUGAUUGCUUUUAGUGACGAGGAGGGUGUAAGAUUUCAAUCUACAUUUCUGGGCAGUGCUGCUGUAGCUGGAAUUUUGCCAGCUUCAGCACUGCAGAUCACUGAUAAAAGGGGUAUAACACUUCAAGAUGUUCUUAAAGAGAACUCCAUAGAUAUUACAGAGGAACACUUGUUGCAGCUCAAGUAUGAUCCCGAGUCAGUUUGGGGUUAUGUUGAGGUUCACAUUGAGCAAGGACCGGUCCUAGAAUGGGCUGGGUUUCCUCUAGGGGCGGUAAAUGGCAUAGCUGGUCAGACAAGACUACAGGUUAAGGUCAGAGGUUCUCAAGGGCAUGCUGGAACGGUUCCAAUGUCUAUGCGUCAGGACCCUAUGGCUGCUGCGGCCGAAAUGAUUGUACUCUUGGAAAGUCUCUGUAAACAUCCCAAAAAUUUCCUGUCUUAUGACGGUAACUGCAAAUCUUCCAUAUUAGAAUCACUUUCAAAUUCUCUCGUCUGCACUGUCGGGGAGAUAUCAACCUGGCCGAGUGCAAGUAAUGUCAUUCCAGGCCAGGUUACGUUCACAGUGGAUUUACGUACUAUAGAUGACACUGGGCGCGAGGCUGUUAUUUACGAAUUAUCAAGUCGGAUGUAUCAAAUAUGCGAUAGGCGUUCAGUUUCGUGCACAAUUGACCGCAAGCACGAUGCAAAUGCGGUGAUUUGUGAUUCUGAGUUGAGUUCACAGCUUAAAUCUGCCGCAUUUGCCGCUGUGAAGAGAAUGAGAGGUGAAAUUCACACUGAAUUGCCAGUCUUAAUGAGUGGAGCGGGACAUGAUGCAAUGGCUAUAUCCCAUUUAACUAAGGUUGGUAUGUUGUUUGUCCGCUGUCGUGGAGGUGUAAGUCACUCGCCUGCAGAGCAUGUAUUGGAUGAAGAUGUUUGGGCGUCGGGUUUGGCGCUUUUGGCAUUCAUAGAGACUCAGUUGUAGGUUAGAACAUUUGGUAAGAUAAUUGUACAUUAGUAUCUAAAUAAGUUAAUCUAUGUUGUUUGUUAAUUGUACAUUUCUAUGUAUCUUUUGGAUUCAAUUUAUUCUUUUCGAAACAAUUAAUAAUUAGUUAAGAAAA